Molecule: messenger RNA, 762 nt
Organism: Tinamus guttatus (white-throated tinamou)
Lineage: Eukaryota; Metazoa; Chordata; Aves; Tinamiformes; Tinamidae
Gene: CUNH11orf87
Product: chromosome unknown C11orf87 homolog
Source: RefSeq, a predicted model, not a curated record
AGGGCGCCCCUCGUCUCCGGCAGCCUCCUCAAUGAGUGCCAGGCUCCCCAAGGAGUUGAGGCUGUCCCUGCCGCCCUGCCUCCUCAACAGGACGUCCGCCGCCUCCAACGCCAGCAGCACCUGUGUCGCACAAGUGGGUCAGCUCUUCCAGUCCUUCUCGUCCACGCUGGUCCUAACCGUGCUGGUGGCCCUCAUCUUCUGCGUGAUCCUCCUCUCCCUCGCCACCUUCCACGUCCACAAGCGGAGGAUGAAGAAGCGGAAGAUGCAGAAGGCUCAGGAGGAGUACGAGCGGGACCACUGCGCUCGCAGCAGCGCCCAGCAGCCCGGGGCAGGCGCGCAGGGAGAGGUGCCGCACGGAAGAGACAUCCGCCUGGGAAGAGCCCCCCAGGACUCGGAGAGCCGGCGCCCCUCUCCUUCGGCAGCCCCCAGCGCCCAGCCGGCACGGGUGUGUUUGGACACAGCUGGCGUGGGGCUCCUGCAGACGGUGGUUUUGUCAUGAUGCUUUGGGGGAGACCUCGCGGAAGCGCUGGUCGGUGUUUGUAAAUAUGCGAGUGGUUAUUGUAGUCCCAAAAGAAGAGGAAGACGAAGACAUUGCUAAUUCAAAUGAACGAACAAGCCCACGAUCCAAGCGCAUGACAGAUCACACUGCGUUUCUCAUUGACUGUGCAAGGAAAGGAUGUGUCUUUUUCCUGGAGAAGCAGCUGCACACAGCCAGCAAACACCAAGUCAUCCAUUUGGAGGAAAGCAUGGGGGGUAGGGGUU